AAACGUCAUUUAUUGAGCUCAAAAGUUCAUUGAUACCAGUUAAUAACUUCAGAUACGCCGUUAUUUUAAUUGUAUUCUUUUGUUCUAUUAACCUCUCUCAGAAACUGCUAUAGACGUAAGAAUCAAUGCCGGAAAGCAAUUCUUGACUGGCACUUAUUCUAGUUAUUUCUAUCAUGAAAAAGUUGAAUCAUCCGGAAAUUGCUACGAACUCCAUACCACAUCUGACAUGUUCACCCAUACUCUUUUUCUAUAGUUUUCUUUUAAGUAUCGUUAAAAGUAUUCACAAUGGUAUCGAUUAUAUGACGUGUAUCCUACUAAAUUUUUUAUGUGGAUUGUGCGUUCUAUUUGAAAAGGAAAGAAUCUUUGAACUCACUUUAUUCAUGAAGACAUAUGUGUUUUUCUUCAAACCGGAAACAGUAGAGGUUGUGUUAAGUAGUAGUAAUCUUAUCGAUAAAGCCGGUUUUUAUAACUUUGGUCACCCAUUGGUUGGAACCGGUCUUAUUACCAGCUCUCGUAAGAAGUGGCAAUACAGAAGAAAACUAUUGACCCCGACUUUUCACUUUCGAAUAUUGGAAGAUUUUUUACCUGUAUUUUCUUAUCAUUCGCAUAUUCUUAUCUCACGACUACGUGAACUUGAGAAAGAUUCAUGGAUUGAUGUUGUUCCUUUAAUUAAUUAUUGCACAUUAGAUAUUAUCUGUGAAACUGCUAUGGGGGUGAAAAUCAAUGCCCAAACAGGUGAAGGCAAAGACUAUGUCGAAGCAAUUCAUGAAGCGUCUGCUAUAAUUGUAAGCCGCGUCUUGAGUCCUUGGCUUCAUCCGCAUUUUUUAUUUAGAAUAUCUCCAUCUGGUAGACAAUUUUACAAAAAGGUAGACCUUGUUCAUUCCAUCACAAGAAAAGUUAUAAAACAGAAGAAGUCAGAAAUGAUAGAAAACAAUAAACAAAUUCAAAAAGUGGGUCAGAUUGCCAAUGACGUCACCUUAAAUACAAAACAUCGCAGAGCUUUUCUGGAAUUGCUGCUAGAGCAUCACUUUAAAGAUCCAUCGUUUACGGAAGACGACAUUAGAGAAGAAGUGGAUACUUUUAUGAUAGCUGGUUAUGAUUCAACGGCUAUUGCAAUUUCUUGGGCAUUAUAUUUAGUUGGAUUAUAUAAACACGUACAGGAUAAAAUACAAGAAGAAUUAGAUGAAAUAUUUAAGGGUGAUGAUGAAAGAGAAAUUGAACGUAAUGACUUAUUGCGUAUGAAGUACUUGGAGUGUGUCAUCAAGGAGACUCUUAGAUUAUAUCCUUCAGCGCCUUUUAUAGCUAGAGAAGUUAAAGAAAACUUCAAAGUGUUGAACUACGAAGUGAAGAAGGGGACCGAUUGCUUUAUCUUUCCAUAUAGGUUACAUAGAGAUCCAGAAUCAUUUCCAGAUCCAGAAAAGUUUGACCCAGAAAGAUUUUUUCCAGAAAAUUUAACUGGAAGACAUCCAUAUGCCUAUGUGCCUUUCUCAGCCGGGCCGAGGAACUGUUUAGGACAAAAAUAUGCUAUACUGGAACAAAAAUCUGUGCUUGCACAUAUAUUCCGGAUUUUUGAAGUGACAUCCAGGGAUCCCAGAGACAAAGUUAAUGUUACUGCUAGCUUCCUCUCUCGAAACCUUGAACCAAUCAUGCUACGAUUUACACCUCGAAAUCGAAGAUGAUUUUCUGUAAAGAUUAAAAUAAUUAUAGCUAAACAGUAUUUUUAUACAGCCACAACUUAUCAUCAUGUAGAAUAAAAGGAUGUAAGAUUG
Molecule: messenger RNA, 1769 nt
Organism: Parasteatoda tepidariorum (common house spider)
Lineage: Eukaryota; Metazoa; Arthropoda; Arachnida; Araneae; Theridiidae
Product: cytochrome P450 4V2
Molecular function (GO): oxidoreductase activity, acting on paired donors, with incorporation or reduction of molecular oxygen; monooxygenase activity; heme binding
Source: RefSeq, a predicted model, not a curated record